CUUUGUUUGAGUCAGUGUUCGUGCGUGUAUGUGUGUGUGUGUAUGUGUAUGUGCGGCGUAAACAUUGAAAAAAUCGGACCGUUCACUCAGCAACGGAGCCAUAGCAAGAACGCGGCGACGGCGGCGGCGGCAUCACCACCAGCACCAUCGACAUCAUCACCACCACCACCACCACCAUCAUCAUCAUCACUGCCACCACCAUCCAUCGAUUGUGGACUGUGACAACGAAAGAAAUUAUCAUCAGCCAGCCGUCACCACAGCACCAAUAUUAGUGCUUUUACGCCGAUGACGAGCGCUAGCCGCAAUACGCUAGGCAACGAAUGGCAAUAGCGGCAGCGACAGCAUCAAAUACAACGGUAACCCGAGACAACGACGUGCGUGCGUGCAUGCGUGCGUGCGUGUAUGUGUGUGUUUGCUGUACUGUGGAUUAAUGAUUAACACAUACGUCGAAUGCAGUGGAUCGUGACCCGUCGCGGCUUGGCCGACUUCGUUCCGUGAGUCCGCAAGUUCGACCGACUUCUUCAGCAGAGUCUUUUGCGCCGCCAAUUGGUACCAGUUGCCUUUCGAUUGUUUGUGAUGACUACUAGUUUCAUCGACGACGCUCGCGUUCUAUUGCCUCCUUUGGAAUUCUCAACUGUUUUCGACAAACUCGUCUUAAAACAACAGGAACAACGACUUCUGUAGAGAUAGUAACGACACAAUACAAUAACAUCUGUAACCAGAAGGAAAAAGAAAAUUUUUCUUUUUCGAGUUGAAGUUCCGGUACAAGCUGUUUUGAAGUAGGAACAUUUGUCCGACUUUUCGAUUCGGUCCCUUCGAGCUGCGACAAUACGAACUCCGCUAGUAACCUUCUGACCCGCUGGAGUAAUUCACCGUUUUGCUACUUCGUCGUCGUCGUCGUCGUCGUCGUCAUCACCACCAUCAUCUGCAGUGUUGUUGUUGUUGUUGUUGGUAAUGUGUUGCAAGUGGUGAAAGGAAAACAGUAAUGUGAUAGAGGCGGGCCAUUUGCUGGGUGCCAAUCGCUGAGACAAAAUUGUGUUGCGUGAGUUCAGACUUCUUCUAAUAAUAAUCGUACAUAGAAACGGAUUUAUUAGCAAAAAUAACCAGCGAACGGUUCCAUAAGAGGAAGCGACGACUCCGAAAGGGUUUUCUCGAGGAACCUGUAUGAAAUCAAGGCAUCUCAGCAUUAUAAUAGUGCAACACGUCAUGAGAUUGAUUUGUGUGUUAUACGAGAUUAUCUCUCAUGAGGGAUCGGAAUCGGAUCGAGUAAGUGAACCAAAGUGAUGAAUCUUAUUGAAUUAUGGUGAAUUGGGUUGAAGUGCUGUAAUGAACCCGUUGAGUAAACGCGGCAAAAUCGCGAAACUUCGAAAACGAUAGGAGUAGUUCGAGACGAAGCAAUCGACGACGAAUAAGCGGAACGACCUUAGUUCAACGUCACUAUUGGACAGACAGCAAACUACAGCAGCGGCAGUCGCGGAAGAGGCAGAAAAGGGCGCGUCAAUGCUUUCCCGCGCCUGAGUCCAUCCAACCUCCCCAGCUCCGUCGAUCGAUUUCAGAAUUCAUUCGCUUGCCAGAGUCGGGGACGCAAGGCUCGCGUUGGUGGGUACUUUGUCACCAAAUUACCGGCGUGAGUAGCGUUUACCUAGAUUGGCAACAAUGAGUAGUGACACGCAGAGUGUCGCUUUUGAUGCUCACCCUCUGUCAUUGUCGGGUCCUAACACGCUGCCGUCGAUGACUUCAAUGACAUCGAUGAGCUCGACCGACACAUGGCUCGGCUUCACAUCAGGGGACUUCUCCUCGUUCGGUGGUUCGUUCCCAGGCGGCUACGGCAGCUUCGAGUCAAAAGCGUUUGGCGCCUUUCCGCCACUGCAAUCGAACCAGGCAGUACCGGUGAACGUAUCGGCGAUGGAGCGCACAUCGGUGACGCGCGCCGAAGUCGACUCAACCGGAGAUUCGAAGGGGCCGUCUACGCCUGCAUCAGCCGCCUCCGCCUCUGGCGGUGAAGAACGCGUCUCUUCCGACAGUUCUCCACCUACUAGUACAGCGUCUUCGAACAACAACAGCAUUAGUACAAGCAACAGUGCUACAUCAUCUAACAAUAGCCAGACAGCACCAACAACUCAAGUUAAUUCGAGCGCAAACUCAAAUGCCGGAUACCGCCCCUGGGAGCAGGCCGCUGAGCCUUCGCCCUUUGCAGAGGAGAAGAACUCCAGCAGCAACAACAACCCUCCAGCGACAAAGAAUCCCUCCGCUAAUCCCAGCGAUCCCAGUCCUACCGCCCCGUCCACUGAAUCAUUCCACGGCCCCAGUCCAUCAGAAGAUAGCAGCUCGGCUGACCAGCGGCCGCCAAGCGGCUUCAAGGCGUCACCACCUGCAGCUUCACCAUUUGGCUCGGAGGGAAGUGGCGCUGCGUUCCGCAGCUCCACGGCUGAGGCUGAUACGACGACCACGGAGCUGCGACCAGUGGUACCCGAUUUCCAGGUUGCCGCGAUCACCUCGUCCACGUCUAAUUCGGGCAGUUCGUCCGGUGGAAUCAGCCGGCCACCUUCGCAGAUGCAACCCAGCCCCGCUCAACAGUUGGCCCCACUCGAACCACUGCAACCCGUCCAACCGCUGCAGCCAACGUUUCAGUCACUCCAGCCAUUACAGCCAUUUCAGAACUUGCAACCCCUGCAGCCGGCGACGUUAACUCCGCUGCAGCAGCUGCAAGUUCCUAGCACGAUGGGGCCUGGUGGCUUAGGGGGUGUCGGAGCACACGGACCACCAAGUAGUAUGGCGGCGGCGGCAGCAGCAGCAGCGGCGGCUGGGCCAAUGGGUGCUGGGGUGCCGACGAUGAGCCAGCUGUCAAUGCCGAUGCAUGCCGGAGUGGCCGGAGUGUCGAUGCAGGUGUCGCAGGGCUGGAGCCAGGAACUCGCCUCACCACAAGCUGUGCCCGUCUCAAUGCCACCGAUGUCCGGUUCGAUGUCGAUGCAGCUGGGGCAGCUUUCCGGUCAGCACCUGCUCCUGCAGCAGCACCAUCCGGCCCACUCGCAGCACUCGCCCGGCCAGAACCACAGUCUCAGUCAAUCGAGUUCGCUGCGCCAGCUCAGCACGCCGCCCACGCCCACACAGAUGGUGCCCCCUUCCAGCCCACCCGGUCUCACUACCGAUGGACCCGGAACACCUUCACUUGAACAACAACGCGGAGGACAUCAGAAGAAAAAACGCAAAAGGUGCGGCGAAUGUCCAGGCUGCCUGAAGAAGGACAACUGUGGAGAGUGUGGGCCGUGCCGGAGCGUUCGGUCCCAUCAGAUCUGCAAGAUGCGCCGCUGUGACACGUUGGUUAAGACCAAAAAGGACAAG
Messenger RNA from Varroa destructor (honeybee mite), 3342 nucleotides. RefSeq lists its product as uncharacterized. Gene Ontology annotation, molecular function: zinc ion binding; methyl-CpG binding. Gene Ontology annotation, cellular component: nucleus. The record is from RefSeq and is a predicted model, not a curated record. Lineage: Eukaryota; Metazoa; Arthropoda; Arachnida; Mesostigmata; Varroidae.